Messenger RNA from Plasmodium adleri (nom. inval.), 792 nucleotides. RefSeq names its product conserved Plasmodium protein, unknown function. The transcript has 7 exons. NCBI's taxonomy places the organism in Eukaryota, Apicomplexa, Aconoidasida, Haemosporida, Plasmodiidae. The record is from RefSeq and is a predicted model, not a curated record. Bases 1 to 792 code for a protein of 263 amino acids.
AUGGACAUGGGUGUAGAAAAUUUAUUGAACCAACUAAACGAGCUAGAAUCCAAAAAUAGAUUAAUCCAUAUAGAAAUAGAAGAAUUAAAAAUUACUCAAAAUGAAUUGAAUAAAAAAGAAAAAGAAUUAAUUGUCGAUAUUGAAAAUAUUUGUACCAAUCUUAAAUUAAUGGAAAAAGAGAAUAUACAAUUGAAUAAUGAUAUAGAUCGUGUUAAUUUAAUAUGUAAAAAUGUUGAAACAACCUUGCACAAUGAAUUUGUUAAGGUUGAAAUUGCAGAGCAAAAGAAUAAUUUAUCUGAAUACAAUGAAGAUAAAGAUAAAGAAAGAAAUGUGAAUGAUGAUCUAAUAGAAUCUCUUGAUAUGAUAAAAAAUAUUAUGCUCAAUAUGGAAGAUUCUGAUGAGGAACUCAAUAAAUUAAAUGAAAUAAAAAAUAAAAACUAUCUUUUAAAUCAAAUAUCUAUAGAAGAUUUAUAUGAAAUUUAUGAGGAUACGAAAGAAAAAUAUCAAGCUAAUUCAUUUAAAAAUCAGUGUGCUAAAAUUGCUAUAGUUGAUUAUAAAACACAUACUUACUUUUGCAAUCCUAUGCACUUAUUACACAUGAUAAAUCUUUUGGUUGAAAAAAUAAGAAUUAAUAAAAAUGACCCUAAUUUUAAUUUUGUAACGAUGUCUAAUUUUUAUGGAGUGAAUGAAAAAGAGGAUAAAGAAAAAAAAAUGGAAAAUUUUGGAUUAUCUGAGCUAAAUAAAAUAAUGAUAAACCAUUACAAAUCCAAAAAAAUUAAUGUCGAUAAAUAA